Messenger RNA from Austrofundulus limnaeus, 1741 nucleotides. RefSeq names its product transmembrane protein 120A. The record is from RefSeq and is a predicted model, not a curated record. The transcript has 12 exons. Bases 432 to 1451 code for a protein of 339 amino acids. Lineage: Eukaryota; Metazoa; Chordata; Actinopteri; Cyprinodontiformes; Rivulidae. Gene Ontology annotation, cellular component: membrane. Gene Ontology annotation, biological process: fat cell differentiation.
GUGGGUCAAAAGCUGAAAAGUUUGGGAACCACUGUCUUAAGGGAUUGUAUGAGAAUCAUUCACACACAAAGCAUCUGUAUUUAACAGUAAAUAACACCUCUCUUCUGUCCAGCAGAUGAUGCCAAUGUGCAGCUGCAUGCAAACAUUACAGUCAGGGUUCAAAGAGCAACCACAGAGGUGAACCAUGGCAAAGGUAGAAACUCUAACCUCUAGUCUUCACCUCAUACGUAAUGUAGUUCACAAUAACGUGAAACACUUCCAGGUUUCUGAGUGAUAACGCUGGUGAAAGUUCAGCUCAUGCAAUAAACCGGCGAUAUGAUGCACACCUAAGUGAUACCUCAGCAGUUCUGCUCUUUAUUCUAGCGCAUAGAGAAUUAACAGGUGCUGCUAAUUUUUCAAGCAGGUCUGGAUUUGGUGUCAAAGAYUUUAAAAUGACUCAAGUUUUAACAGAAAUUCCGGAGGAGUGGAAAUGUCUAGAGGAAGAGUGUCAAAAACUUCAGGAAACACACAAAAUGUAUUUACAGAAACUGGAUGAAAUCUGUAAACACCAGAACAACUGCUCUACGUCUAUUUCCCAUCAGCGUAAAAAACUGAAGGAGACGUCUCGUCGUGUAAAGAAAUGCAGCAAAGGAUCAUCAGGAGAAGAUCUGAAGAUGCUGGAGGAGUUAAAGAAGAAAAUCAAGAAAAGAGAACACGAUUUGUCUGAAAUGGAAAUGUUCCUUCCAAAGAAAAAUGGCUUAUAUCUCAGCCUGGUUCUUGGAAAUGUAAAUGUGACUCUUCUUAGCAAGCAAGCAAAGUUUGCCUAUAAGGAUGAGUAUGAGAAGUUCAAGCUGUGCCUCACAGUGCUCCUGCUGCUCCUCUCUUUUAUUUGUUAUUUCUUUGUGAGCUACAGAGUCCUAGAUGCAGUCCUGAACUUCCUGCUGUUGUGGUAUUAUUGCACRUUAACCAUCAGGGAAAGUAUCCUCAUCACCAAUGGCUCCAGAAUCAAAGGCUGGUGGGUUUUUCACCACUACGUCUCAGCUUUUUUGUCUGGCGUAAUGCUGACGUGGCCAGAUGGAAAUCUGUACAAAGCAUUCAGGAACCAGUUUCUUGCCUACUCCUUGUAUCAAAGUUUUGUUCAGUGUUUGCAGUGCUACUAUCAGAGCGGGUGUCUGUACAGACUGCGAGCCCUGGGAGAAAGACACAACAUGGAUCUGACUGUAGAGGGAUUCCAGUCCUGGAUGUGGAAGGGGCUGACGUUUCUCUUGCCCUUCCUGUUCUUUGGUCAUUUCUGGCAGCUGUUCAACAGCCUGUCUCUGUUCAGACUGGCUCAGCUUCCAGACUGCAAAGAGUGGCAGGUCCUGAUGUGUGGUUUCUGCUUCCUUCUGCUUUUCCUGGGAAAUUUCUUCACUACGCUGGCUGUUGUGCGUCAGAAACUUAAAAGCAGGAAUAAGAAACCAAAGAACUCGUGAUGCAUGAAAAAAAAAAACCACAUCUAUUAAAAAACUGCCAGAACCAAUGAAACCAUUUAUUUCUUGUUAGUCAUGAUGAGAAUACAUCAUUUUAAAUUAUUAACCAUUUUGUGGCUAGCCGCUUGCUCACUGAAUAAUGCAAGAACAAUAAAGAAGAUGAUUCAACAGACAGUGCUUGUUUUAAUGAAUCUUGACUGGGUGUUUAAGAUAAGGUUUAAGAUAAUCAGAUCUUUUUUUAUCAUAUUUUGCUGCAUGAAGUAUUUCUAUUAAGAAAUGAUAUAGGGAUUUAC